UAGAGAUCAAACCAGCCCAAACUUGGUGGCCCAGCCCACCAUGCCGCCUGAAAGUCAAGCAGUUCUGGAUGCCUUCAAACGCUUUGACAGCGAUAUGUCUGGCGCCAUCUCCCGCGACGAGUUGGCUGAGGUGUUGAAGGCCCUGGAAGGCUCCCAAUGGGACGAUGCCUCCGUUGAUGAAUUGCUGGCAGCUGCUGAUGAGAGUGGCGAUGGCGAGUUGCAGGUGGAGGAGUUUGUCAAGUGGGUUUUCGCUGAAGACCAAGCCAUCUCUGGUGGUGUCACGGGCAAAUUCACCUUGAAAGUUUCGGGUUGUUCCAGACCAGAGCUCAAUGGCGUCUAUGUGAAACAGCCCGAAUGCUACUAUCGGAGGCCAAUAUUCCAUUGCAUUGAGAAUGAGAAGUAUUUGUUCUACCACGGAAAGAGGCAACAGUGGCAGAUCUAUUCCAGAACAGGAAAAUAUGCAUCGGCCCGUUUAAAGACGCAUCGCGCAGCUCACAUGCCUGGAGACAACGUGAAAUGGGCUGUUUGGACAACCACUGCCGGCAAGAAAAAGAGUUUCGUCAAAGAGUCGCAGAUGAGCUGCACCGCAGAGCCGCCUUUGACGCCUGAAGAGAAGCGUGCCAAGGCGGCUGAUGCGGUGAUGUUUGGGCGAAAAGAUAUUUUCAAACAGAUGAGCUACGUCUUGGGCAACAGACCUGUAUACCACCAACGCUCAGAGCGCUUCAUCUUCUAUGAGGAGCCCAAGAAAAUGUGGAAGAUGGGCGAAUCCGCCGUUCUCGGCAAGCCCUCGUUGUACACAUCACGGAUAACGGAUGUGUAUUCACCAGAUAUGGCCGUAUGGAUGGGUGACUCUGGUAAGAUUCAGGUGCUUGGAUUGGAUGGUGAAGAGGUUCCCAAAGGCUGGCGCCCUGGCUUGAAGGUCAAGGAAGUGGAAGAUGGAUGGAAAGACCCUGAUUUUCCCCACAGCAAUGAUUCAAUUGGCACAAAGGCAGAAGGAAAAUAUGAACAAAAUCGCUGGCUCAGGGCCUUGGGUCUACAUGCGCGCCCAACGCUUUUUGCAGAUCUGGAGCCUGCUGAUGCAUGCCAAGGGAUUGUCGACAACUGUUGGCUCAUAUCAGCAAUGUGUGCAGUGGCCGAAUUCCCUUCAUACAUCAAGAACAACCUCUUUGUGACCAAGAAGGUUUCUAAAGAUGGCAAGUACCAGGUUAAGCUUUUUGAUGGCCGCAGCAAUCGCUGGGAGAUCAUUGAAAUUGAUGACUACUUGCCAUGUGCUUCUUGGGGUGGCGACCAGCCGGAGCUGAUCUUCGGAAAAAUGCCUGAAGGGAAGAUGUGCAUAGCGCUGCUUGAGAAAGCUUUUGCCAAGAUGUAUGGUAGUUGGUCUGCUUUGGAUGCGGGCUUUCCUGAAAUCGCCUGGUUUCACAUGACCGGCUGCAAGGAAGUCUUCUCCUACAGUGCAUCAUAUCUGGGAGUGGCUCCAAAGUGGGUGGUAGCUGCCAGUGAAGGCAUUCCAGUUGUGGCUGGCUACUGGGGGUAUGAGGAGUCCCGGAAGCGCAUCGGUCAGUUGAGCGAAGGGGCUCACUUCUCUGAGAAGCAAAGGAUAGGAUCAUGGAUUCAGUUUGAGAAGAUCGAUGGCGAUGGACCUGAUGAGGGCUGGCUGAAAUAUUAUGGCCAAGGCAAGCGGCUAGCGAAGCGCACCGCGGCCAAUGAUAUUGCCAUCAUGCAAUCCAACUUCGGGAUUGUUCCCAAUGAGGCGAUGAAGGCCAUAGGAGCUACGGGAGCCGACAAAGAGGUGCUGAACCAGGUCUUCAUCAAACAUCUAACGAAGUUUAUCGAAACUGAAGAGAUGUGGCAAAUCCUCCUGGACUGUGACAAAGGAAACUAUCUUAUGGCGUCUUCCGCUUCCACUUCCAAAAUCGAACGGGUUUCUGGCAUGGUCCAUGGCCAUGCCUACAGCGUCUUGCACGCAGUCGAGAUUGAGGGUCUCAGGUUGGUUUGCUGCAGGAACCCGUGGGGGAAUGAAAUUGAAUGGAAUGGACCUUGGAGCGAUCGCAGUCCUGAAUGGAAGGCCAACCCAAGCAUUGCAGAGGCAUUGAACGUGGAUUUCCAGACAGAAGGCUCCUUUUGGAUGGAUUUUGAGGAUUGGCUCUAUGUCAUGGGACAGCUGAAGGUCAUGAAUUGUAAGAUGCCAUCCAGACGUGGUGACUUUCACAAUCAGAUCGUAGAAGAGGACGACGAUAAGCAGGAGGAUGUGCCGGAAGAAGAUGCUGAAGAUGAGGACAGCGGGCCUGUGACGCAGUGUUCAGGUUUGUUUGUUGAGUGGCACUCUCCGCGAACCAUGGAGGAGGGCAUUCGCCUUUACCCAGAUAAAGACUAUACAUUCCGGAAUGUGCCUGCUGUCCUAUUGGGUGGUACUUUCAUUGGCAGCCAUUGUUGGCCAUCACCGGGAACCUGGACCAUUGAGUACCAAGCUCCGGCCAAGCUGUAUGUGUGGGCUGCUCAGGGACAGUUCAAUGCCGGAGUCGAUGAUGCACUCAGUGCGGAUGGUUGGACAGCAGAAGAUGCUGCUAACUUUGGGGGUGGCGCGCUUUCUCUGAAUUUGUGGAGCAGAGAGUUCCCAACUGGAUCCUCUUACAGCUUUGAGGUUGCAGGGAAUUCAGUGGUUGGCGGCGUGGUCGGUACGGCUCCGUGUGUGCAACUUUAAAGUUCUAACCUGGCCGUGUCGGUCGGCUCUGCUCCAUUUGUGUUCAAUCGCGGCGAGCGAUGGCUCUUGUCUCACAACGUUUGAAGUUGCUGUUGCUAAAAGCAACGGCGUUGGCAACGCAGGACAUGGAUG
Molecule: messenger RNA, 2833 nt
Organism: Cladocopium goreaui
Lineage: Eukaryota; Dinophyceae; Suessiales; Symbiodiniaceae
Source: the annotation of a GenBank genome assembly